Messenger RNA from Cotesia glomerata, 3381 nucleotides. Its product is annotated as cytoplasmic aconitate hydratase-like. Gene Ontology annotation, biological process: tricarboxylic acid cycle; citrate metabolic process. NCBI's taxonomy places the organism in Eukaryota, Metazoa, Arthropoda, Insecta, Hymenoptera, Braconidae. Gene Ontology annotation, cellular component: cytosol; mitochondrion. The record is from RefSeq and is a predicted model, not a curated record. The transcript has 12 exons. The coding region runs from base 148 to 2820 and encodes 890 amino acids. Gene Ontology annotation, molecular function: 4 iron, 4 sulfur cluster binding; aconitate hydratase activity.
UAACCAGCAGCCAAGAUCGCAGUUUAGUAAAUCUGCCAUUGUUGUUUUUUACUUUUGAUCAGACGAGCAGGUCAUGCAACAGUUAUUGUCUAAUGCACACUGAUCAUUCCACUUUCUACGGUGUACGUGACACGUAGCUUGUCAGUCAUGGCAGUGCCAAACCCUUAUGAUAAUCUUCUGAAAACAGUUGUUGUAAAUAGUAAAGAACGAAGUUAUUAUGACAUAUCAUCAUUCGGAAAUAAAUACGAUCGAUUGCCGUUCUCAAUAAGAGUAUUGCUAGAAAGUGCAGUAAGAAAUUGCGAUGGAUUCCAAGUUAAAGACCAAGACGUCCAAAAAAUUCUCGACUGGGAGACGAACCAGGCAAGCGAUGAUGUCGAGGUAGCAUUCAAGCCAGCCCGAGUAAUUUUGCAAGACCUGACUGGAGUUCCAGCGGUCGUUGAUUUUGCAGCAAUGCGAGAUUGCGUUAAAAGAUUAGACGGAGAUCCGAAUAAAAUAAAUCCAAUUUGUCCUUCGGACUUGGUCAUCGAUCACUCGAUCCAAGUCGACUUUGUCCGCAGCGGAGACGCCUUAAAGAAAAAUGAAGACCUGGAAUUUGAACGUAACAAGGAGAGAUUUUUGUUUUUGAAGUGGGGAGCUAAGGCUCUGAAAAACAUGCUGAUAGUCCCACCAGGAAGUGGAAUUGUCCAUCAAGUUAAUUUGGAGUAUUUGGCACGUGUCGUUUUUGAUUCGGAUAAUCUUCUUUAUCCGGAUAGCGUUGUUGGUACUGAUUCACACACGACUAUGAUUAAUGGUCUUGGAAUUUUGGGAUGGGGUGUAGGUGGAAUUGAAGCUGAGGCUGUCAUGCUGGGCCAAGCUGUUUCAAUGUUGCUACCCAAAGUCAUAGGAUACAAACUCGUAGGGACUCUAAACCAAUAUGUCACCUCUACAGACCUUGUACUAACCAUCACCAAAAAUUUAAGACAGCUGGGUGUUGUUGGAAAAUUUGUUGAAUUUUACGGCCCAGGAGUGUCUGAAUUAAGUAUCGCAGACAGAGCAACUAUUUCAAACAUGUGUCCAGAGUACGGUGCUACUGUUGGAUUCUUCCCUGUAGAUCAACAAAGUUUGAGCUAUUUAAGACAAACUGGUCGUUCCGAUGAACACAUAGAGCGUAUAGAAAAAUAUUUACGUGCUGUAAAAAUGUUAAGAGAUUACAGUAAUGAAUUACAAGACCCGAUAUUUUCUGAAACAGUAACCUUGGACUUGGCGACGGUGGUAUCAAGUGUAAGCGGGCCAAAAAGACCCCACGAUCGUGUUUCAGUAUCAGAUAUGAAACAAGAUUUUAAUCAGUGUCUCACUAAUAAGAUUGGAUUUAAAGGAUACGGAUUAUCGCCAGAUAAAAUAAAAACCGAGGGUAAAUUUACAUUUGAAGGUCAAGAAUAUUCUCUAAAGCAUGGCUCAGUGGUAAUAGCAGCAAUAACAAGCUGUACAAACACGAGUAAUCCGAGUGUAAUGCUUGGCGCUGGUCUUCUAGCGAAAAACGCGGUGGAAGCGGGCUUGACCGUAGCGCCGUACAUAAAAACAUCUCUAUCCCCAGGUUCCGGGGUGGUAACCUACUACCUCCGAGAAAGCGGAGUGAUCCCGGCACUGACCGAGCUGGGUUUUGAGAUCGUCGGGUACGGAUGCAUGACAUGUAUCGGGAACAGCGGUCCGCUGGAAGACUCAAUCGCGGAGACGAUAGAAAAGAACGAGCUAGUGUGCUGCGGAGUUUUGUCGGGAAACCGCAACUUUGAGGGCAGAAUACACCCGAGUACCCGAGCUAAUUACUUGGCUUCACCAUUGCUCGUGAUUGCGUACGCGAUUGCGGGUACAGUGGACAUAGACUUCGAGACAGAGCCUCUAGGUCGCCGCGCCGACGGGUCUAGUGUCUUUUUGCGGGACAUCUGGCCAACGCGCGUUGAGAUCCAAGCGGUGGAGCAGCAGUACGUCAUACCUGCGAUGUUCAAGAGCGUUUACAAUAAAAUAGAGAAAGGCAGCAAUCGCUGGGCGAGUCUCUUCGCUCCAGAGGGUCAGCUUUAUCCUUGGAACGAAGACUCUACCUACAUUAAGCAUCCUCCGUACUUUGAAAACCUUCAAAAGGAAUUACCUGAGGCGAAAAAUAUUCAUAAAGCUAGAGUUUUACUUAAUCUUGGGGACUCGGUUACUACUGACCAUAUAAGUCCGGCUGGAAGCAUCGCUCGGAAUUCGCCAGCUGCUAGAUAUUUGGCUAAGCGAGGACUGACACCCAGAGAAUUUAAUUCUUAUGGAGCUAGACGAGGAAAUGAUGCCGUUAUGGUUCGAGGGACCUUUGCUAAUAUUCGUUUAGACAAUAAGUUUAUUGGGAAACCUGGCCCGAAAACUCUCUACAUACCUAGUAAUGAAGAGAUGGAUAUUUUCGACGCUGCAGAAAGAUACAUCAAAGAAAAAACUCCUUUGAUAGCUCUAGUCGGCAAAGAAUACGGAUCAGGAUCAUCAAGAGAUUGGGCAGCCAAAGGUCCUUAUCUUCUUGGAAUUCGUGCAAUUAUUGCCGAGUCUUAUGAAAGAAUACAUAGAUCAAAUUUAGUCGGAAUGGGAAUCGUACCGCUGCAAUACUUACCCGGACAGACCGCUGAAACUCUGGGUCUCACUGGUUUUGAGUUAUUCGAUAUAGACAUUCCUGCUAAUUGUCAGCCUCAUCAGCAAAUUACAGUACGAACUGACACGGGGAAAAAGUUUGAUGUAAUUGUGAGAUUCGAUACUGAAGUUGACCUCACUUAUUUCAAACACGGCGGCAUCCUUAAUUAUAUGAUCAGAACUAUGAUUUAGUUUUUUUUUUUUAGAAGAAAUAUAAUUGAAAUUGUCAAUAAGAUUUAUCGCUUAAUUUUGUCAUAUUGUUUAAAGAUUGCCUUAGCUAUGAACAAUAAAUUAGCGUGUAAUGUAAAUUUAAAAUUGUUUUAUAGCUAAAUAUUGAUAGAAAUCAUGAAUAAUUAAUUGAGGAAGUUAUUAAAAUUUUUUUCACACUGAAGUUAAUUGACAGAAAUUUUUUUAUAAUUUUAUAUCAAUAAAAUUACUAUUAAAAAAAAAAAUUCCACGUGAAAAUUAAAAAAAAUUUUUUAUAGUAAUUUUGUUGUGAAAAUACAAAAAUUGAAAGCUGUCAGCUAACUCCAGUGCCAUUAAUUUUGAGGAGUCUCUGUUAUUACAUGUUAGGUUCAAAUUUUAUAUUAUUUAUCGUAUUUAAUAGCUUUAUACUGUUAAUCAAUUUUAAGGACUUUUGUUAUGGGGUUUUUUUUAAUUAUAAAAAUUAUACAAGUUAGCUAAUGGUUUAAUAUCAGUGGAAUAUUAUUUAAUUAUUACAGUUUUGUAAAAUAAAAAUUUAGAUUUUAAAAA